Pichia membranifaciens NRRL Y-2026 is the source of this 1047-nucleotide messenger RNA. RefSeq lists its product as hypothetical. The transcript has a single exon. Bases 1 to 1047 code for a protein of 348 amino acids. Lineage: Eukaryota; Fungi; Ascomycota; Pichiomycetes; Pichiales; Pichiaceae. The record is from RefSeq and is a predicted model, not a curated record.
AUGAUGAGCUCUUAUUUCCAAUCCACUUACAACUCGGGCAGAAUCGCCCAAACGUAUCUACUAGCGUCGAAGGUCAAGGCCAAGCUCACACAAGAGGCAGUUCGAAACGACGUCGAUCUACAUCGUUUGGUGUGCCAAGCAAACUUACUAGAUAACUUGAUUGAGAACUUGAACCAUCACGAGUCAAGCUACAAUAGCAAUACUAGCAGUAACCCAGGCAAAACUAACGUCUGCUACGACUCCAUAAACUCGAACUCCUACCCUCUUCUCAACAACGUCACAGUCCAGGUUAACGACGUAGACUACGUUGUUGAUGGCGAUGCGGAUAGUGGUGAAGAGGAUGACGAGGUCGAUGAAAACGAAAUAAAGAUAGAAAGAGCCCCAUGCUCAGACGUGUACUACACGUCGGAUGACUCAGACUUCGACUCCGAUGACGACUCAGACUCUUCUUUCAACAGUGACACCUUUGGUGGGAAGAGCUCUGACCCGAACGAGCUGUGCUGCAUAGCACUGCAAAGACUGAAUCUCCACGGCGGUGUCGAAGAUGGUCUUGGCGAGGAUGACGACGAUUUGGAAAAUCAAGCAACCUGCUCGUCUGUCACUGCUACCAUCACACUCUCCGGAUCCGAUUCCGAUUCCGAAUCUAAUUCUGAAACGGAAAGCGACACCGAAUACGAAAACGAAAAUGAAAACGACUCAAGAGAUCACGGAUCGUUCUCAAAUAAUUAUUGUGCAUUGAUGAGAAUGCAUUCCCAGCAUACUUCUUUGAACUUGAACGACUAUGUCGCGUCCUUGGAAGCUGACACAUCUGUCGAAGAGACAGAUGCCUGUACUAACAUUCCGCAUAAUUCAAGCUUGGAUGAGAUGACUCGUGAAGAAGACUUGCCUUCAUUAUCCAACUGUUCUUCGUUUUCUUCAAUGGAAGAAAUCGGCCAACCAAACCAAAAUAUUGUCAGAUUGGACUGCUUAGACUCAAUCAAACACCAACACGAUACAGAUUCCCCUUCAUUGUAUUUAACUCAAAGCCAGGAUGUUUUCCUUCUAUAA